AUGCAAAUAGUGUUCACCAUCAAUGGGAAGGUGCAUAAAGCGAACAGCGCAACCGUCCCAAUCGAUACCUCGCUCGGCACUUAUCUGCGCUACCAUGCACAGCUUAAGGGUACCAAAUUUAUGUGUCGCGAGGGCGGUUGUGGUGCCUGCAUCGUCAACGUUAGCAGCCAGCAUCCCGUUACGAAGGAUAUCAUAUCACGGGCGGUGAACUCGUGUCUAUUUCCACUGUUCUCCUGCAAUGGAUUGGAUAUCGUUACGAUCGAGGGUAUCGGUAACAAGCUGGAUGGGUACCAUGCUACCCAAAAGCGUCUGGCACACUUCAACGGGACCCAGUGUGGUUUCUGUUCACCCGGCAUGGUCAUGAACAUGUACAGCUUGUUGGAAGCGAAGCAGGGAAAGGUUACAAUGGAGGAGGUUGAGAAUUCGUUCGGUGGCAAUAUCUGUCGCUGCACCGGCUACCGCCCGAUUCUAGAUGCGUUCAAAUCGUUAGCGGUUGACGCAGAUCCGAAACUGCUGGAUGCCUGUCAGGAUAUCGAGGACGUUCCAAGGAUUUGCCCAAAGAGUCAGCAUGGAAAGCCCUGCACAGGCAAGUGCUCGAUGGCAGCCCAAUGUGAGGAAGCGAACGAUAUCCACUUGCUGUUUACUGAAGGCCGAGAGUGGUAUAAGGUAGAGAACGUGCAGGCAAUCUUUCGGAUUUUCGAUAACAUAGAAUCCCGUCCGUACAUGCUGAUUGCUGGCAACACUGCCACUGGUGUAUAUCGACGACCGGAAAACCUGGAGGUAUUCAUCGACAUCACCUCGGUGGCUGAUCUACGAGUAAACUACUUUAACGAUGCGUUGAUCAUCGGAGCCAACGUUACGCUGACCGAACUGAUGGCCAUCCUGAGUGAGGCAACCGCUUCAAACGGGUAUGAGUACUGUCGCGAAAUGGUCAAACAUCUCGAUCUGAUCGCUAACGUACCGGUGCGCAAUGCGGGUACUAUCGCUGGCAAUCUAAGCAUUAAGCACCAGUACCGCGAUUUCCCUUCCGAUGUGUAUCUACUACUCGAGGGUGUUGGUGCACGUUUAACAAUUGCCACUUCAACGACCUCUACGAAAGUUGUCACGGUGGAGGAAUAUCUGUCGAUGAAUAUGAACAAACGCAUCAUACUGAACAUUUUACUUUACCCGCUCGAUCCCAACCAAUACUCCUUACGCACCUACAAAGUGAUGCCCCGAGCACAAAAUGCACACGCAUACGUUAAUGCGGUGUUUCUGCUGCAAUUCCAAGAUUCUGGCCUACUGCGUACUGCUUCCAUCUGCUACGGCGGCAUCAAUCCGGGUUUUACCCAUGCUGUUCAGCUUGAGAGUUUUCUCGCCGGUAAAGAUAUCUUCCAAGAAGCCGUCUUCGGUGAGACAUUAGAGCUGCUCAACAAUACGAUAUCACCGAAUCAUGUUCUACCGGACGCAAUCCCACAAUAUCGGAAGCAUCUUGCAAUGACGCUGUACUACCGAGCGAUACUAAGCAUCGCUGGAGAUCGUGGCGUUCAACUCAACGCACUGUACUCGAGUGGUUCGCAGCUGUCUAAGCGCAUGCUUUCAAGCGGUGAACAAUCGUAUGAGACCAUACAAGCGAACUGGCCAGUAACGAAACACAUGCCCAAAGUGGAAGGACUGUCUCAAACAGCCGGAGAAGUAGACUACACCGACGACAUUCCGAAUCUUCCCGGGCAGCUGUUCGGCGCUUUCGUACUGGCCACAAAACCACGCACCAAUAUUCUCCGCAUAGACGCAACGGAGGCACUCGCGCGCACAGGAGUGGCUGCGUUCUAUUCAGCGCAGGACAUACCCGGCAUUAACAACUUUAUGCCGGUGGAACUGGACAAUAAGGAAGUGGAGGAAAUAUUCUGCAGCGAUCGUGUACUGUACCACGGCCAGCCGCUUGGUAUUAUUCUCGCCGAAACAUACGACGAAGCGUACCGAGCAGCUAAACUGGUGAAAGUGGAGUACGGUCCACCGGAUGGUCAACCCAUUCUACCUACAGUCAAAGACGUCAUCAGAGCUGGUCACACCGAGCGCAUACGUCUUAGCGAUGAGAUGCAGGUUGGGGAACGCUACGGUGCCGGUAGUGGAUCAAUCCGACUGGAGGGCAGCUUUGAUCUGCCAAGUCAGUUCCAUCUCUCCAUGGAAUCACAACAGUGCAUAUGCGUACCGAUCGAUGAUGGCAUGGACGUGUACAGCGCGACACAGUGGGUCGAUAUCUGCCAGAUUGCGAUCGCACGUGCUUUGCAGAUCCCGGAAAACAGUCUCAACUUCCGCAUCCGACGCUUGGGUGGAGCGUUUGGAUCGAAAAUUUCACGAGCAUCACAGGUCGCCUGUGCCUGUGCCAUUGCGGCACAUUUCUCGCAACGGCCAGUACGUUUGAUCAUGUCACUGGAAGAUAAUAUGGCUGCGAUCGGGAAGCGUUCGGCUUGCGUCAGUCGGUACGAGAUGGAGGUUAACGAACGCGGUCAAGUGCAACGAUUGCUCAACAAAUUUUAUCAGGACGCUGGAUGCAGCUUUAACGAUCCAGUAGAGAAAGUCACAUUUAUGUUUUAUCGCAAUUGUUACGACACGAACUGCUGGAAGGUAGUGGGACACAGCGUGCUGACGGAAGCACCCGGCACUACGUACUGUCGAGGUCCGGGUACCAACGAGGGAAUCAGUAUGGCGGAAAACAUGAUGGAGCAUAUUGCGCAUCGACUUGCACUAGACCCGCUGACGGUACGAAUGGAAAACCUCCCCGAAGACAGUAAGAUGCGAGAGUUACUGCCAAUGUUUGAGGAGGACGUCCAGUACAAAGAUCGCCGAAUUGCGAUUUCUCAAUUCAACGAAUCCAACCGUUGGAUCAAGCGAGGUAUUGCAAUCGUACCGAUGAGAUAUCCACAGUACUUUAUGGGUUCGUUACACGCACUGGUUUCGAUCUACCAUGCAGAUGGAACCGUUGCCAUUACUACAGGUGGUAUCGAUAUGGGGCAGGGUGUAAACACCAAAGUUACACAGGUUGCCGCCCGUGCCCUGGGCAUUCCGACGAGUAUGAUCCGGGUAAAAGCCAUGGCUAACAUUACCUCACCGAACGCGAUCGUAUCCGGAGGCAGUAUGACAAGCGAUUCCGCUUGCUACGCCGUACAGAAGGCUUGCGAGAUCUUACGUCACCGUAUCGAUCCUGUCCGAGAGAAGCAUCCCGAUGACUCGUGGGAAGCCAUCACGCAACGAUGUCACCAGCAGCAUGUCGAUCUCUGUGCACUCUAUCAGUACAAGAUGACCGAAGUGCAACACUACGUCGUGUGGGGAUUAGCGUGUUCCGAGCUGGAGGUUGAUAUUCUAACCGGCAACGUCCAGAUUCGUCGUGUCGACAUACUGGAAGACGUUGGCGAGAGCAUCAGUCCUGGCAUCGAUAUCGGCCAGAUCGAGGGUGCGUUUGUGAUGGGGAUUGGACUGUACUUUACGGAGCAACUUGUCUACAGCGGAGAGUCCGGACAGCUGCUAACUAACCGCUCCUGGAACUACAAACCACCAGGUGCAAAGGACAUCCCGGUGGACUUUCGUGUCAAGUUUCUACAGCGAACACACAACGAAAAGUUUGUUCUGCGUUCCAAAACAACCGGAGAACCAGCGCUCAAUCUGACCGUUUCGUUGCUAUUUGCCCUACGCAUGGCAUUGAAUUCGGCACGCAAGCAGGCGGGUCUUUCCGACGAAUGGUAUCCGAUCGACAUACCAGCGACACCCGAACAAAUAUGUCUGCUCGCAGGAAGCACCAUCGACCAAUUUAAAUUAACAUAAUUUUCGUAAUACAAUGCAUACGUAUCGCAUAUUAUCAGAAUUGCUAUUUGGAACCCAAUUGGUAUUAGGUUUAUCUUUCCUUUAGUUAUCAUAACUUGCUUCAGUUCUGCGAGCUAUAUAUUAUAAUCCUUUAGAUUUAAAUAUUACAUUCACUAUACCAUGAUACCCAUUAAAGCAAUUAAAAUAAAUGUUUUCGCAAGCAUGUAUUGAAAUUGUAUUAUACA
Messenger RNA from Anopheles moucheti, 4025 nucleotides. RefSeq lists its product as uncharacterized. The transcript has 6 exons. Gene Ontology annotation, molecular function: 2 iron, 2 sulfur cluster binding; iron ion binding; FAD binding. Bases 1 to 3801 code for a protein of 1266 amino acids. NCBI's taxonomy places the organism in Eukaryota, Metazoa, Arthropoda, Insecta, Diptera, Culicidae. The record is from RefSeq and is a predicted model, not a curated record.